Molecule: messenger RNA, 3358 nt
Organism: Acanthochromis polyacanthus (spiny chromis)
Lineage: Eukaryota; Metazoa; Chordata; Actinopteri; Pomacentridae
Gene: tmprss13a
Product: transmembrane serine protease 13a
Exons: 13
Coding region: 1147-2628 (493 amino acids)
Biological process (GO): proteolysis
Cellular component (GO): membrane
Molecular function (GO): serine-type endopeptidase activity; protein binding
Source: RefSeq, a predicted model, not a curated record
UCAGGUUCAAAUCUGGGACAGUGCGGUUUCAGGAUGUGGUAUGUGUUUUGGACCACAAGCAACCAUGAGCAGGUGUUUAGAAACACAUCAACAGAGACACAGCAACAGACCUGUUACAAGGUGAUACAGAUGAGAAAAACAUGACAAAAGUCAAAGAUGCAAAAACUCUGAGCUAAGCUAAGUCACGUGUGAUACAAAUAAGAAACAAUACAAAAGAAGAAGACUGUGGGAUUCCCAGACUCAGAUAAAUGCUGAUCAUUUGGGCAUUAUACUAAUGGGCAGGGAACAGAUAGAAACACAAGGGAUUGUUGUUGUAAUCUCAAGAGAGAGCAAAAAGGGAAAAGAAAAACUGGAAAACCACGUUGGGCUGUAAGAGGAACUAAAUUUACAUUCACUUUCAUGCAUGCCGAAAGUGAAUGUAAAUGUGAACACUAAGGUGGUAUGUGGAGAGUGGCUCCAAAAGUUACACAAAUGUGUCUUUGAAGGAGAAAAAAUCUUGGGUAGGAGCCUGAAAUAUUCCAUUCACAUGUGAGAGUGAACAAAUUUAGCAAAAUUUCCCAUGUGUUAAUAGUUGCCUAUAUUUCUGGGAUUUGGUGGAUUUUCCUGAUACUGCCUAAGAGCAUAGUGUGUUAUGGAAGAUGUGAUUCUUUCUUAAAAUCAUAAAACCAUUUUUUAAAAUAAGAGUUCCUGUCGUUCACUGUAGAGAGGAGGCCAUUUUGGUUCAGGGACCCCGAUAGCUCAGCUGGUGUCAUUCGAGCCAUAAUGGAGCUUCACACUGUGAAACAAGCUCUGAAAGUGUCUGGCUGCUACAAUACCGGUUUGGCCGGUGGGGAAACUAGUGCACUGGUGCACACCCAUUACUGUGAAGAGAAGAAUGAAGGACUGAGAGGCUGAUGGAGGCUGGAGGUGGGAGGUGUUAGGAAGGAAGGGGGAAGGUAAACCUGGCUGUUGCUGCUUGGAAGGUCAGUGACAAAGAAAUAGUCGAUUAGACAGGUGAGUAAAAGAACGGUGAGAGGAGGAUAGAAGUGUUUAAUGUGGUGCCACCAUGUUCUAUCCAAUGCUCCGUGACUAAGUACAUCUGGAUGCAAAGAAACUCCACCCACCCACCAUCACCUCCACAUUCCGCUAUUUGCUGCUCAGAGUCCAAUGGCAAAUUAUGACCCGAACACACCCCCUCCUCCUUACUACUCUGUUGCUGUGCAUGCCCAGCCCCCUCUCAAGCCUUAUGAAGAGGUAGUGUAUGGCUCAGACCCAAGCUUGAAGCCCCCCACCCAGCCGAAGUUCAUCCCCCAGCAUCCACCACCCGUGGUUGUUCCCCAAGUCACACAGCCCAACGCAACCCGGAGUAGGAGAAAGAGAUGCUGCCAGGGUAAUGCACAGUGGUACAGCUGGGCAGGAGUAGCCUUACUGGUGCUGGCUCUGCUGGCUCUAGCCAUCUGGCUCGGAGUUCGAUAUGGCACGAAUUCGGGCUCAACAGUGACCUUCUAUCACGGUUAUGAUAAUACUGACAGCGACAGUGAGCCAUUCGAGCCAUUCGAAGAGUUUGACACCUGCCCCAACACUACUGUGCAAUGUGAUGGAAUAAGAGACUGCCAACUGGGCACUGAUGAAGCAAACUGUGUGCGGUUUGGUCUGGACAACAGUCUGCAGGUCAGGACGGCUAAAGAUGGUCGUUUCCUACCAGUCUGUUACAGAAACUGGACUCAGAGCUCAGCCAACCAGGUCUGCACUCAGCUAGGAUUCAAAGGCUCCUAUGCCACCAAAGCAAUUCAGUCCCAGGAGUCUACUGGUUUAACACUGACCAGUGGAUCGUCUUCCUCUAUCCAGGGCCAGGUAGAAGUCAGUACUUCCUGUCCAAACAAGGAGACUGUCUCCCUGCAGUGUGUUGAUUGUGGUCGGCAGCAGUCCACAGACCGGAUCAUUGGAGGCAGCGUAGCUAAGACUGGCCAGUGGCCUUGGCAGCUAUCGCUCCAGUUCAGAGGAUCCCAUAUCUGCGGAGGAGUCCUGAUCUCUUCUGAUUUUGUGGUCACCGCUGCCCACUGUUUCCCAGGCCCUGCAUACCUCUCUGCUAAGAACUGGAAGGUGUAUGGUGGAGCAGUGUCUCUGAACGAACUACCUCAGCCUUACCUGGUGGAGAAGAUCAUACUCAGCGAAAACUACAACAACAGAACUAAUGACCAAGAUGUUGCUCUGCUCAAAUUAACAUCUGCUGUUCAAUUUACUGAUAAAGUUCAGCCAGCCUGUUUGCCAGCUUUUAACCAGCGAUUUCGCCAUGGAACCAGCUGCUGGACCUCAGGUUUUGGUACCACUGUGCCAGGUUCAGCUACCGUCUCCAAUGAUCUGAUGGAAGUGUCUGUCAACAUCAUUGACAGCCAAGUGUGUAACAGCCCAAGAGUGUAUGGAGGCGCAGUGACCAGGAACAUGAUCUGUGCUGGGAUCCUGGAGGGAGGCAAAGACUCCUGUCAGGGCGACAGUGGCGGACCUCUGGUGUGUCAGGAAGACAGCCGUUGGUUUCUGGUGGGGAUCACCAGCUGGGGAGCCGGCUGUGGUGAGAGAAACAAGCCUGGUGUUUACACCAAAGUCACCAGUGUUCUGCCCUGGAUCUAUAGCAACAUGCAGCGUCCAUGAGAGGUUGUGAUGUCCACUGGUUGCCUGGUCUACUUCUCCCCUUUCCCCAAUGAACUACACACUAUGAAGCCAUAUGAGCGAGAUGAGCGGAUUUAUAGCAUGACAAAAUGCACAAGUUGAGCACAAUCACUGUUCCUGCAUGUGUAUUCAUCCUGUGUCACAUGGUAUGUUUCACAGUCCCAGAACCUGAUACUGAAACAAACUAAUCAAUGCACUGACUUAAGUCUUGCAUUCUUGAUUUUAUUUACUAUCACAUGGUGUCUCAGUUAUACAGUACACUGGCAACAUAUUCAGGUUUACCUUUCUGUUAAGCGGGCUUUAAAAGCAGUUGAGCUGUCUCUCACUGCAUCUGUUCUGUGCCAAUGAAAAAUGUCAACCAUGAUCUCUACACGGUUUGAUGCCUUAAAAAAUAAUGAUUAUAGAGUUGUGUUUUUUUCAUCAAGAGACACGUCUCGUUUUUUUUUUUUCAAUGUUGACCAUUGUUUACUAUAUUAAAAUGAAGGAAAAAAAGACACUUUAUGCAUUCACUUUGUGAAGAAAGAAAGCAACGUGACUCCAUACUGAGCUGGGACUCUGUGAACCUAAACCUUCCCUUGGACUCACACUGUGAAUUCAGAAAUUGUUUUUCUUGCAAUAUAUGUCAUUGUGAGUUUUCUCUGUUUCAUAUUUAUGUAUUUUCUGUGGGAUCACUGAGGAUUAUAAUAAAAUAAAGAUCAAAGAACAUCUCUUA